This is a messenger RNA of Rattus norvegicus (Norway rat), 2553 nucleotides long. RefSeq names its product Fas cell surface death receptor (gene Fas). Bases 55 to 1029 code for a protein of 324 amino acids. NCBI's taxonomy places the organism in Eukaryota, Metazoa, Chordata, Mammalia, Rodentia, Muridae. Gene Ontology annotation, cellular component: membrane; CD95 death-inducing signaling complex; plasma membrane. The transcript has 9 exons. Gene Ontology annotation, molecular function: transmembrane signaling receptor activity. Gene Ontology annotation, biological process: tumor necrosis factor-mediated signaling pathway; immune response; apoptotic process. The record is from RefSeq and is marked validated.
GGGUGGGGCUCACAGACUGCCCUAGGCGGGGAACUGCUUUCUCUUUCUGCAGAUAUGCUGUGGAUCAUGGCUGUCCUGCCUCUGGUGCUUGCUGGCCCCGAGUUAAAUGUUCGAAUGCAAGGGACUGAUAGCAUCUCUGAGGGUUUGGAGUUGAAGAGGAGCGUUCGUGAAACCGACAACAACUGCUCAGAAGGGUUAUAUCAAGUGGGCCCAUUUUGCUGUCAACCGUGUCAGCCUGGUGAACGAAAAGUUAAGGACUGCACAACAAGUGGAGGUGCACCAACCUGCCAUCCGUGCACAGAAGGGGAGGAGUACACGGACAGGAAACACUAUUCUGAUAAAUGCAGAAGGUGCGCCUUCUGUGAUGAAGGGCAUGGUUUAGAAGUGGAAACGAACUGCACCCGGACCCAGAAUACCAAGUGCAGGUGCAAAGAAAACUUCUAUUGCAAUGCUUCUCUCUGUGACCACUGUUAUCACUGCACCUCGUGUGGACUUGAAGACAUCCUUGAGCCUUGCACACGAACCAGCAACACCAAAUGCAAGAAACAAAGUUCCAAUUAUAAGCUCCUUUGGCUGCUGAUCCUCCCCGGUUUGGCAAUUCUAUUUGUGUUCAUAUAUAAAAGGUACCGGAAGAGGCAACCUGGUGACCCUGAAUCUGGAAUCCCAAGUCCUGAAAGUGUGCCAAUGAAUGUCUCAGAUGUUAACUUGAAUAAAUACAUCUGGAGAACUGCCGAAAAAAUGAAAAUCUGUGACGCUAAAAAAUUUGCUCGGCAGCACAAGAUCCCGGAAAGCAAGAUCGAUGAGAUCGAGCACAACAGCCCCCAAGAUGCAGCUGAGCAGAAAAUCCAGCUGCUCCAGUGCUGGUAUCAAUCUCACGGGAAGACUGGUGCGUGUCAAGCUUUAAUCCAGGGUCUCAGAAAAGCUAACCGCUGCGACAUCGCAGAGGAAAUUCAAGCCAUGGUCUGGGAGGACCAUGAAAACUCAAUCUCAAACAGCAGAAAUGAAAAUGAAGGACAAAGUCUGGAGUGAAAACUACCUCGGUUCCAGCCACAAAGAGAGGAGAGAGCCUGCCACCUAUGACGGGCACCAAAAUGAAAGCCAACUGCAUCGACACCGGCAAUUCCUGGCGUGUUCUUUUUGCCAGCAAAUGGUAGCCUGUGCUCAGCGAGGGUCCAAUGACCUGCAGGUUCCAGAGAUUACAUCUGUUAUUCUGCACAGGUGUUGAGAGGAACCGUUUCCUCAGUCUCAUUUCCUCAGUCUUCCGCUAUUUUGUGACUUUUACGUUCAAACCUCCAUGGAAGUCAUGCUAAAUGUGAAUUGGAAUCCGCAGUGUUUGUGUUUAUGUUCAUAAUACUGUGAACUGAGGCGUCUUAUAAACGGAAACAAAGACCUUCCUCUGGUGGAUUGUUCUUUUCCUCUCUAUAUGGAAAUGUGGAAUAGAAGAAAUACUUUUUAAAUUAACGUAUCGUUUUUGCAUUUCUAGUUGCCUAUUAUAGAAAUGUGUAAUAGAAGAAAUAAUGUUUUAAAUUAACCUAUCGUUUUUUGCAUUUCUAGUUGCCUGUUAUGGAAAUGCAAAAUAGAAGAAAUACUUUUUAAAUUAAGAUAUCGUUUUUGUAUUUCUAGUUGCCUGUUGUUUUCUUGUUAUUUUACUUUUCUUUACUCUAAUGACCCACCAAACAUUGUCUGCUCAAUGAGUCGUUAAAGGUGGAUUUGAUCUCUUAGGGGGAAAUUCCUUUGCAAAGCCUUUCCACAGUUAAGUGGUUCAUUCCGUGACUGCUACUGUGGAGAAGACUUUAGCUGGGCAGAUGUCUGAUAUUCUUAAGGAAUCUCACUACCAUGAUCUCAAAAGUGCAUGUAAGUAGAAAGAGUACACGUCUUGGGGAUUUGCCUACAAUUUUCUCUGAGGGAUGACCGUCUUGGCUGUCCCGUCCAGCUUUCUAGUUGGAAAGAACCGAAGGACAAACCCAGUAGCGUUCAGCGAUGAAACUCCCAUGUUUAAAGGUGAAAUUAAACAUGAGAACAUCCUGUGCCUACUUUGAGGAGUUUGAACUUGAACCAAGAACUUUGAGUCCCUUUUACAAAGCUUCGUACUUGAGGAUGUGAGUCUUUUCCCCCUGGCUUCACCCAGAGGCUCCAGGAAUGACUGCUCUGACAUCAAUAAUCAUGGCUGUGUUCUGGACUUAAAGUGACUUCUAGUUCCAAAGUUACCUUGGCUUAGUGAUUGCAUCUCGUUUGUGGUAGACAUCAUGAGCAGGGAUACACUCAAAUAUCACUUACAGGCUGCAGAAAAAAAAAGACUAUCUACAAAAGGAGGACAGAGACCCUGCGGGCCUUGCAUACUUAAACAUCUAGACAUUCUUUGUUAGCACCUAAGGAGUCCUCUGGUAUUUGACCAGGUCCUGUGCAGUGCCACAUUGUUAAUUUCUGCGUAGUGAUCUAGAUGUGCAGUGUCUGCAAUUAUUUCCCAUGCUCUCUUCUGAAUGGAAAUUUAUCUGCAUUAGAAUUUUAUACCAGGAGCUGGGAGGUAACUCAGUAGUAAAUUACCUUCAAGCA